Molecule: messenger RNA, 2816 nt
Organism: Ciona intestinalis (vase tunicate)
Lineage: Eukaryota; Metazoa; Chordata; Ascidiacea; Phlebobranchia; Cionidae
Source: RefSeq, a predicted model, not a curated record
GAAAUUUGCAUCUUAAUGUGUGAAAUGAAUAGUGUUUCAAUGGACAGUAUACAGUUAGGAUGUAGCGCAUCAGUUUAUGGAGGGGAAUCACAUAUUGGAACUAAUUAUGACAUUCCAAAACGAAGCUCCGUUGAUUCCAUUUUUGAAAGUUCCCAGUCUUCUAUCGCAUCACAAUUAUCAUCAUUGUCAACAAAGAACCAUCAGCAGCGACGAAUAAUUGUCGAAAAUUGGAAGAUUGUUCCUGUCCUUGGUUUAAGUGAAGUGAGAAUCGUUGGUGUUCGAUGUAGUGACAAACAAGUAAAGAAAAGCUCUUUCAUCAAAUUAAGGAUGCAUUCUCGCUGCUUGCUAACCAACAGUGGAUCGUUGUAUAAUUUGGUUGGACCAAUGCAGAAGUCACCAGACAUUCCAGAUAAUGUUUACAAAGCAAUGAUAAACGGAUUUCCUGAAAACUGGAGAAGUGUUGUGAGGUCGUACCUUCAUCAAUUAAAUCAAAACCAAAGUGAUGAAUCUUCAUCUGAGAAUGAAGUGGUUCACAUUGCAAAUAACAGCCUAAACAUCACACCACGAGUCAGGGUUGUCAUGGAGACUCCAUUGAGCAAAAAACGUCAGCCAGAUUUUUUGGUCACACCAACUCCAUGUAAAAAACCAAGAUCAAUUGCCGUAAAGAAGACACAGGAUUUAAUCAUGCCUCUAUCUUCUGUUCCGCAAGAUAUACUCGAAACUCCCGCUAAUAAAAAGAAAAAACAAACUAGAAAACGCCAAGCAGCUCAACGAAAACCUGCCAAAAGAUGUAAACUGAAUAAAUCAGUUUUGCCAAGCUGUCAUGCAGAUCUCUGCAGUGAAUCUCCAAGUGGUUUGUUUCGAACACGCAGUGGACGUCAUGUUUUUCCACCCUUACAAUCAUGGACAGGCCAGCGAUUGUCCACUGAGUGCAAUGAAGAUGGGGUUGAAGUUGUGAAGUUUCACCCAGGUAAUGAAUCGAUACUUGCGCCAGAUGUUCACUCACCCGUCACUGAUGCUUUGAGGAAAACGGACAUUAUCCAUCGUCAGUUUAUCUUUAAUCAGAUGUGUGAUAAAAAAGAUUCGCUGCCACAGCAGAAAACUGGAAACCACUGUGUAAAGAAAAUAUUGGACACUCCUGUAGCGAAGAAGAAGCCUGUACAGAAAAUCAAGAACAUUUCUCCAUUGAAUACAGUUGAAAAAAUAAGAAAAAUAAGGCAAAAGAAGUGCAAGAUUUUAGUUUCGCCUUUAAAAUUAAGUGAAAAUGAACAAGUACUCACUAAACCCGGAUAUUCACUUCGUAUACAACAAAAAAGUAUGAAUAACCCUGUCACAAAGGAAUCACUAAAGUUACCGAGUGAAAAUGAAGAGCUACUUACCAAACCUGGUUAUUCACUUCGUAAACGGGAAGAAAAGAUUAAAAAGCCUGUCAAAAAGAAACCUUUAAAGUUGCAGCAUAAAAAUUCAGAGCCGUCAAAUGAGGUUGUUGGUACCAGAAAGUCUAAACGAGCUAAAAAUUCCAAAGUUGAAAAGAAGUGCUCACCAAAGAAGAGGAAAGCAAGAACUGUCAAACCUAAAAAAAAUAAUGUAGCUGUUUGCAAAAAGAAGAAAGAACCAGGUACUAAAAAGGAGAAAAGCAAAAAUCAAGAUGUUGCUUUAAAAAACACUGGUUCUAAAAUUGAAACCCUUAAAAUAACAGCUCAACGGGGUACAUUAAAGCACCGAAAACAGGUUCAAGCAGUUGCCAAUGAAUUAAACUUCAACCAAAAAGGGCAGGAUUUUUUCGCAGACGAAGCAGUGGUCAAUGAAAUGUUCGGGGAAUCGAAUGGUUUUCUGGAUCAAUCCCUUGGAACUCCUGCCAAAAAUUUUCUUUAUAUUCCAGAAAAUGUGAAAACGCCUCUCUGGUUUAAAACUCCCCAGGCACAAAAAUAUUCCUCCGUCUUCCCAGACACUCCAGAUCACUUGAAAUCCUCUCUUCCACGCCCAGCCGAAUACCCGGAUGCUGACAGAAUGGUUUUGUGUAUGAAGAAAGCAUUAAAGCAUGGAAAGGGAAACGAAACCAAGAAACCAAAGCCAAGUAAGAACUUUAAUCUUGAUAAAGUUAACUUGAAAGAGCUUCUUCGUGGAGAACAGCAAGAGGAUGUGGAUUCCAGUGAGGAAGAGGACGUUUACUUUUCAGAUUAAUCAUGGUGCAGUAAAAAUCAAAAUAAUGUUGAUAUUUUUACCAACAUUAUUUUGAAACAUAUUGUAGACCUUUGUAAAAUAGUGUAAUAUUUCAUCAUUGGUUACAGUCGUACUAUAUUCUAUUCAACUAAACUUUACCACUAAGCAAAACUAGCUGCUUUACUAAAUGUUUGAAAUAGUCAUCAAUUGUACACUGCUUUUUAAACCGCUUAUUUCUAGUCUUUUACCACAUUUUACUAUUUUCUGUUGUAUUUUUUUUUAGAAUGUUGAACUAGUGUUUCCUCAUCGUUAUGUUAUUUUUAAAGAUGUUACCAAUGAUUUUAAGUUUAUCACCCCAAGAUUUUCAAUUAUAAAAUAACCUUGUUAAAGAAUUGGGAAACUGAAACCAAGCUACACAAAUAUGAAUUUGUUUGUUAUCCCUUUCAUAAAGUUAAGAAGACUUUCUUUUUUGAAUUUCUACUGUUUGAAAGCUAUGAAAACAACUCACUAAGCACACAAAAAUAAAAAAAAAUAGCUCAAUUAUGCACUGGGUGCAUACAGUCACUCCCAUUUCAACAAGUUUGAAAUCAAAUGAGUAACCGUCAGUACGUUUUUAUUGCAUAAUUUUAGCAUAACAUGUACUCUAGCAUAAA